This is a messenger RNA of Phasianus colchicus (ring-necked pheasant), 5542 nucleotides long. RefSeq names its product ankyrin repeat domain 29 (gene ANKRD29). NCBI's taxonomy places the organism in Eukaryota, Metazoa, Chordata, Aves, Galliformes, Phasianidae. The record is from RefSeq and is a predicted model, not a curated record. Gene Ontology annotation, molecular function: protein binding.
GCCCAGGGCCGCGGAGCUGAGGCGCUGAUCAGUGCGGGGCGGGGCCGGCCGUGCGCAGGAUGUCCUUCAAGAAAGAAACACCACUCGCCAAUGCUGCAUUUUGGGCUGCAAGAAAAGGAAACCUGGCUCUUCUCCAGCUGCUGCUGAACAGUGGGCGAGUAGAUGUAGACUGCAAAGACAGUCUUGGCACAACAGCUCUGAUGGUUGCGUCUUACUAUGGUCACAUAGACUGUGUACGGGAACUGGUGUUGCAAGGAGCAGAUAUCAACCUGCAGAGGGAGUCAGGUGCAACUGCUCUGUUCUUUGCUGCACAGCAAGGUCACAAUGAUGUGGUGAAGUUUCUCUUUGAAUUUGGAGCUUCCACUGAAUUUAAGAAUAAGGAUGGAGGUACUGCUCUUCUAGCUGCUUGUCAGUAUGGGCAUGCAAAGGUAGUGGAAACUCUGUUGAAACACGGUGCCAACAUUCACGAUCAACUUUAUGAUGGAGCUUCUGCAAUUUUCUUGGCAGCUCAAGGAGGCUACCUGGAUGUCAUCCGAUUGCUGCUUUCUUCAGGAGCAAAAGUUAACCAGCCUCGGCAGGAUGGGACAGCACCCUUGUGGAUUGCAUCGCAGAUGGGCCAUAGUGAAGUGGUGAGAGUCAUGCUGCUCCGGGGAGCUGAGCGGGACGCUGCACGGGAUGAUGGUACAACUGCUUUACUGAAGGCUGCCGUUAAAGGGUACAACAAUGUGAUAGAAGAGUUACUGAAAUUUUCUCCCACUCUUGGUCUGCUGAAGAACGGUACUUCUGCUCUCCAUGCAGCUGUUCUGAGUGGCAAUGUUAGGACAGUGGCAUUGCUCCUGGAAGCAGGAGCAGACCCAUGCCUGAGGAACAAGGCAAAUGAAUUACCAGCAGAACUAACAAAAAAUGAACGUAUUCUCCGACUUCUCCGCACAAAGGAAAAGCAAAGGAAAAGCUAAUGCAGCAAAUGUGUUUUGGCAGAGUUGAGCCCUGAUGACAUUAGCACGACAGUAAACCUAGAUUGCCCAAGAAGGGCUUUUUGAAACAGUUUGCAGAACUGAUCAGCCUCUCCAGUACAUGACUGCGAACAUGUGAGGCCCUUGCCAGGGAGCCACCAUGCCCUUGCGCCUCCACAUGGCAUCUCUGAACUCAGAAGGAUGAUGACAAGAGCAGGGUUUGGCCUGAGAGCAGUGUUUGCAUACAGCCUUGCCUAUGCACCAGGGUCCCACCAGUGCUGGCACUGAUGUUAGCUCCUCCACGCCUGCAGUGUGUGCAUCCCCCCACACCCAAGUGCUCCCAGUGUUUCGAAGACACAUUCCCACACUGGUAGGGCCACACACCUGUGAUGAGUGCCUCGGGGUGCACUUGUGGGCUGGGAGCACUCAGCCCUUGUGCCAAAAGGACACACAGGUCUUGCAGCUGUUUGGAGUCAGUUGGUCCCCAUGGUGCUGCUGCAAUCCCUUUGCUGGCAGUGCUAGCUCUGCCAAUUCCUCUGUACCACCAAGUGCCACACAAGGCUAGAGCGACAUCCCAUCUGUGACAUCCCAACAGGAAAAGUCCUCCUGCCAGCCCAGGGCUUUGGUAACAUUUUUGUUUCUACAUAGAGCUUUGUAAAAUGAUCCAGAGCAUUAUGAAUUACGCCAAAAGAUACCGAACAAAUAGUAACUAAAGUGAUUUCCUCCUUGAUGUAGCAUCUGGACUGAUUCCUCUGCCCAGCAACAGAGACGCAGUGGGACAGCAUGCAGCAUUUUGCAACGUGUAUGCAGUACUGUGGGAAGGCAUCCACAGCCCUACAGCAUACAUACCUGCCUUUCCAUGGGCAGGAGAGGAUCAGUUACUGAGCAAACCAAGUACAACACAAGUUUGGCUGUCAGACACAACAGUACAGAUGCUCUACAAGUAAUCUACGUAUGUUCUGCAUGCCCUCCCUGUAUGUUACACUAUGGUUUGGUAUCCACAACUACUAUGCAAUUCACUCGUCCCAAAGUCUGUGAUGGGAGUUAAUGGAGAAGUUCACAGCAUACAGGUGUUUUAACAGCUGGUGAGAGGGUUACAUGUAGCCACACUUGAACAGGCACACUAAUGAAUGUGGGCCUGGAAAAUGAAUUCUCAACAGCAAAUCUGUCCUUUUUUGUGGCUGAGAUGCUUAGAAUGAGACACGCUACUUGGUGCCUGUGUGCAGAAAGCAGAGCAAAUUAUUAAGGUGUUGUAAAGAGCUAUUAUAACCAUAUUACUAUAACUUGAUACAUUAAAACCUGGUCAUUUCUGCAGUAUACAAACAUACUAAGUCUUGUUAGCAACAAACACAUUAGAGAUUAUUUUGCAGUGAGUUGAUGUAUAAUGUUAAUCCAGAAUAUAAGUCCAGACAUUUCACUUGUCUUCAGACUCUGACAAAUUCUUGAAAAAUUGCUUAAGGUGUUGAAGACAGAGAAAAUUGUAAGGAAACACAAAGUAUGCUCUGCUUUAAAAAUGGAUUUAGCUAGGAUUUAGCUCAAUUUUUGCACUUUUGCUUCAGUGUCUGGAGGAAAAAAAAAAAAAAUAGUGAGUUUGCACAAAGAAAUGUAGUUUAUGGUAGAGAAAAUUAGCCAUAUGUAUUACCAAAUCAUAACGUUAUUCUUUUUGUGAGUAAGUGAGGUAAGAAGUCAGGGUUGGAUAAAGAGAGCUGCUUGGCAGCUGAAAUUUCUCUUAAUUUUCUAUUCAGCAUUAGAAAGGAAAGCUUUAAGUUUUCCAACAGUGUAAGGCACCAUCAGAAAAAAUCUAAUUACUUAGCAAACACAUGCUGCUGUAUUUUUCGAAUUAAAAUAAUGUUGUGCCUCACUGAAACUUUGCAGAUGAACUGGUACAGAACCAAAGAAUUAUGCAAGACAUGUGGAGGAUGAUUGUAUCCAGGUUUCAAUCCUCUGAAAGUCUGAAAAAAAAUUGAGCAGGUAGAAAUCUUGAGAGUCUUAUUGGGAAAGUUUGUUGCACAGCAUUUUAUAGGGCUGGACUCUAACUUCUUUUACAAGUUCAUUUGGAGGCCUCAGUGGGCUGAAGGUGAACAUACUUUCUGGAGAAAGCUGCAGGGACACCAGGCAGCCUUGCCACAACACUGAUAUUUCUCCCUAAAGUUUCUUCAUAUAAACAGCUGGGAAAAAACACAUUCUUAAGAUGAAAAGCCCUGUCAUAGUUGUGAAAGGGAAGGAUAAUCACUGGAGGGUCUUCAGUAGCCAGUCAUUCUGGGUGAGCAAUGAAUAUUAUCAGACGGGCUGCAGGUCCUCUCCUUUCUUCCAGGCAUAUUUUCUUGUUCAAGUAGUCUCACCCUAAAAGGGUCAGCUACUCAGCAAAAGAGCUACUUGAGCUAUGCCUGCCCGUGAGAAAAUGCUCCCCACCAUUCACAGCAGGACUUUCCAGGUUCUGUUUUCUGCUGCCUCCAUGACUGGCUACCACAGCCUACGUUCUAAUGCAGCAGGUGAAGAAUAUCUGGGAUGACACAUCCCAUAUGGAGUAUCUGAUGGCCUUCUGAGGGGAUGCACUUACUAGAUCUUCUUUUCUGAGCAACGUUGGGCUGUAUCAGGCUUUUCUUGUUUCUAAAGAAUAUUUAAAAUGUGGUUCUGCCACAGUUUGAAGGGAGAGUCUCAUAGCUCCCUCUAGGCUCCCCUUAAUGCUGAGUGGUAAGGUCCACAGGCUGUACAACAGUGGUAGAGAAGUGUCAGGAAAACCUUUCUCUGCCAUGUUCAGGCUGAAGUUGAACCUGGCUUCAGCCAAGAACUUCUUCAUCCAGCUUGGAGUUUUUAGGCAUGAAGGCCUUCUGGUGUUUGCUUCAUCUUGGAACUUUUGAAGAGAGGGCUGGAUUUGGCUUUGAGUUCCCUGUAACCAAAAGGUGCUUAUUUUGGCUGUAGAUGAGCUUGGAAGUUGCAGUACUGUUUACCAUCACGCAGUUAACCUUUUCACAAAGAAACCUUAAUAAUUCUUAGUGUUUAUGUAACCACUGUUAUCUUUAAAGUGCUCAGUAAAUACUGCUGUGGUUUGUUUGUUGUUCUAAAAUGGAAACCUGCAUUCCUUUUCUGGCUGAAGUGAUUUAUUGAUAUCAACAGUAGCUCUUUACGUUGCUGUAGUGCCUUUUGUGUGAGGGAUUCAAAGUGCUCUACAGACACAAUCAUCUUUGGAAGUUCCAAAUUGCAUUUCUGGGGUAGGCAGGGAAAUAGAUGAGUUCAUUCACAUGCCAAACAAAUGCAGCAGCUGCUCACCUGUUCACAUUAAUAGGCAAGAAUAAACUUAGACUAGAAAUUAAGGGGCACCAAAUCCACAUCAUAGAUGACAGGAAGAAGGUAGGUACUGGAUAAGGACAUGAAGUAGAAACAGGACAGGACAACAAGCCAAAAUGCUUUCAUUUUCCAAGCAGUGCCAUAAAUACAUGUAUCUCACAGAAAACAACAGUGCCAGUAGCACAAUUCUUUAGGCUUGCUUCUCUGCACACUGAGAUCUAGUGGCCUAACCUGCUGCCCUCUCUAUCUGGGAUUUGUACAGGUAUUAUGGGCUGCUGACUUCCUAUCAGCUGCAAGUGAAUACAAAGGAUGUGCAAGAACAAGCUCCACAUGAGCCAAGGAAAAGUAUAAAGCUUUGUGCCUGUGUUUCAGACAUCUAGCCAUUGUAGGAUGGAGAUGAGCACAAGGAAAGACCUGGGUACAAAGGGAACUGGCAUCCCAUCAGAGACGUGGUAGUGGUAUGGCCUCCAUGAUCACAGAUAUAUGGAACCCUUUAUUUAGGAUGAUAUCUGCUGUGCAAUGUACAGGGAUGGGUACUUGGGUUACAAAAGGUAAUGUUGUACCUCCUGACCUAAUGCCACUUCUUGCACAUGUCAUUCUUUCCCUGGAGCAAAAUUGCCUUGCUAUUGAUCCACCCACCUUUGUUUAGAUUAGAAGAGCUGAGAAGAUCAGAGCACCAGAUGAAAUAGCCGCAGGUCAGACUUAAUGCACUUUAACAAUCAUUGUUUGUCUCAGAAUCUAUUUGCAGGAAUAAUUCACACUUUAUUCAGCCAGUUAUAGCGACUACUGGGAAAUCAGUAAGUAAAUCAAAUUUCAUGUUGUCUUGGAAGUUUCAGAAUUGUUGUAUGUAAAAUGAGGUAGCACAAAAACUGUCCCAUUUGUCCUUCACUUAAUGCAAACUCUGAACAGACACAAAAUACUAUUGUUGUUUGGAACCUCUGUCAUUACCCCAUACUCCAUGAGUCAGUGAUGUUAAAAUGCUGAUGUGUGCUAACAAUCCAACCAAAGAUCAUACACAUGGAUCUUUUUUCCAGCACUGGAGUAACAUACUGCACAUAUGUGACUAAAUAGACUUGUGCCUUCUCAUAGCAGCUCUGCAUGCAGUCCUUUCAAAUGUCAUCUUAGUUUCAUACUUGUCUGAAUUCCAGUUUUUUUUACCUGCCUUUCUACACAUUCAAUAAAAACUACAUAAAUAUAACACAGCAUAAGCCUGAUGAUACUCUACAACAAGAAUGUUGCUUUGCUAAAACAUAUUUUUCCAUACCAUUGUUUCAAUAAAAAUGAAUAUAUUAUUCAGCUUA